AUGUCAUCUGCUUCUCAACCCAAGAUCGCCAUUGUCGGCGCAGGUCCAGUCUCACUCACACUUGCCAACAUCCUUCAGAACAAUGACAUAUCCUUCACCGUAUUCGAGGCUGCCGACUCUAUCCGCAGCUCCGGUGGCUCACUCGACCUGCAUCCCGAGUCUGGUCAGCUCGCACUCAAAGAGGCCAAUUUAUGGGAUGCGUUUGUUAAGCUUUCACGGCCAGAGUCGGACUGCGAUAAGAUAGUCAAUAUUGAUGGCGAAGUUUUGUGGGAUGAGAAUGUGAUACCGAAGCCAGAGCAGAGCGAAGAAGAGAAGUUUGCUGGAAGACCGGAGAUCGAUCGCAGACUGCUACUGAACAUCCUCUCCGACAAUCUGAAGAGUGAAAAUCUGAAGUUCAGCAAGAGACUUGAUCGUGUCGUCGCCUCGAGCAGCGAGCCAGCAAGGUAUGACCUCCACUUCGUAGAUGGAACUCAAGAGACGGAAUGGGACCUUGUUGUUGGCGGGGACGGUGCCUGGUCAAGGGUGCGCUCGCUAGUGACUGAUGUCAAACCCGCAUAUUCCGGCAUCUCGAUGUUAGAAGUGAACCUCCACAAUAUCCACGCAAAUCCCUGGCUAGUCGACUUCGUCGGGUUAGGCUCAAUGUUCAGCUUCGGUGAAGGACGAGCAGUGAUUGCUCAGCGACAAGGCGACGGAGGCUUACGCACAUACGCUUGCCUAAGGGUGCCGGAAGACUUCCUUAAAACAUGCGGCAUCGACUGGAGCGAUCAAGACACCGCGAGGAAGCAGUAUGUUGAGCGGUACUUUUCCGACGUCGGCGAAGACUUGAAGCGCGUCGUGCUUGAAUGUAAGGACGAUCUUACUCCUCGUCCACUGUACGAACUUCCUGUCGGCUUCACUUGGCCUCAUCGUUCCGGGGCCACGCUAAUUGGAGAUGCUGCACACGUCAUGACUCCAUUUGCGGGUGUCGGUGUCAAUACUGGUAUGACAGAUGCACUAGUGCUCAGUCGCGAGAUCAUAGCUGCGGCUAAAGGAGAGAAAGGGCUGGACGAGGCUGUGCAGAGCUAUGAGAAGGAAAUGUUUGCCAGAGCGGAGAAGUACAUGCGCAGAACUGAACAGGGGAAGCAGAAUCACUUCAGCGCGGAUGGAGCGAAGGAAUUUGCAGAAAGGAUUAAGGCGCAUCAUCAGCCUGCAUGA
This is a messenger RNA of Parastagonospora nodorum SN15, 1194 nucleotides long. RefSeq lists its product as hypothetical. Bases 1 to 1194 code for a protein of 397 amino acids. Gene Ontology annotation, molecular function: FAD binding. The transcript has a single exon. The record is from RefSeq and is a predicted model, not a curated record. Lineage: Eukaryota; Fungi; Ascomycota; Dothideomycetes; Pleosporales; Phaeosphaeriaceae.